This is a messenger RNA of Rotaria sp. Silwood2, 1638 nucleotides long. The record is from the annotation of a GenBank genome assembly. Lineage: Eukaryota; Metazoa; Rotifera; Eurotatoria; Philodinida; Philodinidae.
AUGCGACUAAAAACGAAAGCAGCUAAACGUCUUUUAACUUCAUCAUCUUCUGUUGAUCAUGAAGCUAUUACACAUAUUGAUAAAGAACAAAAAACGACAACAAUUAUUAAUAAAUCAAAUAAUCUUAAAUUGACGAAUGAAAAUUCACAGGACGAACAAAAUAAUAAACGAAUCACUAUGAAAUGUACAAAUCUUGAAACACAACAAAAUGAAGAAACUAUUGAAGAAUCUAUGAUUAAUAAUCAUUCAUUCAAUGAAGCUGAUGAAUAUCAUCAACAACAAAGAAUGUACGAACGUAUAAAUAAUCAUCAAAAUACAUCAAAUUCAAGUGAAACAAGUGAAUGUGAAAAUCGUUUGUAUACAUGUAAUGAUUGUGGAAAAGGUUUUCAAACAUCGUCUGGUUUAAAACAACAUCGAAAUAUUCAUUCAAGUAUUAAACCAUGGAAAUGUGAAUUUUGUACAAAAUCUUAUACACAAUUUUCAAAUUUAUGUCGUCAUAAACGUUCACAUGCCAAUGUAAAAACACAAAUUGAAUGUAAAGAUUGUGGACAAGGAUUUCAAAGUCAUAUUGCUUUGAAUAAACAUCGAAGUUCAUGUAAAGAACGAAAUCUCUCAACAUCAAUGAUAACACCAAAUUUAACUGCUUUACUUCCAUUUAUUGAUGCAACAUCAUUAAAAGAAUGUAUAACAAAUAAAAAAUUUGAAGAACCAAUUGAUUUAUCUAAAACAUUAAAACGUACAAGACAAUCAUCUAUUGAUCAACCAAUUGAUUAUUCAUUAAUGAAUAAACGUCCUGAUUUUAAUUUACAACAUACAUCACAUAUAUUUGGUGAUAAUCAAGAAAAAAAAUUUAAAAAAACUAAUGUUGAUCAUGAUGAGAAAGAUGAAAUAGCAGAUGAACAUCAAUUAUUAUUAUUAAUAAAAAAACAAAUUAAAGAAUAUGAUGAACAUAGACCAUUAACACCAAUAUCAUCAUCAUCAUCAUCAUCAUCAAGUCCAUCUAAUAUAAUAUCAUUAGAUAAAAAAAUUAUUUCAAAUGAUAUUCCACCAACACCAGCAAUGACAAUACGUAGUCAUGAUCGAUAUUGUUGUUCAUAUUGUUCAAAAACAUUUCCACGUAGUGCCAAUCUUACUCGACAUCUAAGAACACAUACAGGAGAACAACCAUAUGUCUGCAAAUUUUGUAAUCGAAGUUUUUCAAUAUCAUCAAAUUUACAACGACAUAUACGAAAUAUUCAUAAACGUGAACGACCAUUUCGUUGCACAUAUUGUGAUAAAUGUUUUGGUCAACAAACAAAUCUUGAUCGACAUAUGAAAAAACAUUUAUCACAAUUAUCAUCAAUAUUAUCUUUAGCAAAUUCAUCAUCGAAUAUUUCAUUAAUACCAUCAACAUCAUUUAUUCUUAAUUCAAAUUCAAAUUCAAAUGAAAAUUUACCACAAAAUUCAACUGAUGAUGAUGAUGAUGACGAUGAAGAUUCAAGUGGAUUAACAGAUGAAGAUGAAGGAGAAGAUGAAGAAGAAGAAAACGAAGAAGAAGAAAAUAUUGAUGAAGAAGAUGAAGAUUUAGAAACAAAUUCAUUAUCAAUUGAUAAUACUAAUGAAACUGUAAAACAUCAAACUAGUUCAACAUUCGUCUAA